Molecule: messenger RNA, 1964 nt
Organism: Puma concolor (puma)
Lineage: Eukaryota; Metazoa; Chordata; Mammalia; Carnivora; Felidae
Gene: RAD21
Product: RAD21 cohesin complex component
Biological process (GO): replication-born double-strand break repair via sister chromatid exchange; sister chromatid cohesion
Cellular component (GO): meiotic cohesin complex
Molecular function (GO): chromatin binding; protein binding
Source: RefSeq, a predicted model, not a curated record
GGCCACCCAGCCCGCCCAGCUCCCGGCGGAGUACAAGAUUUCCUCCUGUUUCAUAAUCAGCCGGAACAAUGUUCUACGCACAUUUUGUCCUCAGUAAGAGAGGGCCUCUGGCCAAAAUUUGGCUAGCGGCCCAUUGGGAUAAGAAGCUAACCAAAGCCCAUGUGUUUGAGUGUAAUUUAGAGAGCAGUGUGGAGAGUAUUAUCUCACCAAAGGUGAAGAUGGCGCUCCGAACAUCAGGACAUCUCUUACUGGGAGUAGUUCGAAUCUAUCACAGAAAAGCCAAAUAUCUCCUUGCAGACUGUAAUGAAGCAUUCAUUAAGAUAAAGAUGGCUUUUCGGCCAGGUGUUGUUGACCUACCUGAAGAAAAUCGAGAAGCUGCUUACAAUGCUAUUACCUUACCUGAAGAAUUUCAUGACUUUGAUCAGCCACUGCCUGACUUAGAUGACAUAGAUGUGGCCCAGCAGUUCAGCCUGAACCAGAGUAGAGUGGAAGAAAUAACCAUGAGAGAAGAAGUUGGGAACAUCAGUAUUCUACAAGAAAAUGAUUUUGGCGACUUUGGAAUGGAUGAUCGUGAGAUAAUGAGAGAAGGCAGCGCUUUUGAGGAUGACGACAUGUUAGUGAGCACUAGCGCUUCUAACCUCCUGUUAGAGCCUGAACAGAGCACCAGCAAUCUGAAUGAGAAAAUUAACCAUUUAGAAUAUGAAGACCAAUAUAAGGAUGACAAUUUUGGAGAAGGAAAUGAUGGUGGUAUAUUAGAUGACAAACUUAUAAGUAAUAAUGAUGGUGGUAUCUUUGACGAUCCCCCUGCCCUGUCUGAGGCAGGUGUGAUGUUGCCAGAACAGCCUGCACAUGAUGAUAUGGAUGAGGAUGAUAACGUAUCAAUGGGUGGGCCUGAUAGUCCUGAUUCGGUGGAUCCUGUUGAACCAAUGCCAACUAUGACUGAUCAGACAACACUUGUUCCAAAUGAGGAAGAAGCCUUUGCUUUGGAACCUAUUGAUAUCACUGUCAAAGAAACAAAAGCCAAGAGGAAGAGGAAGCUGAUUGUUGAUAGUGUCAAAGAGUUGGAUAGUAAGACCAUUAGAGCCCAGCUCAGUGAUUAUUCUGAUAUUGUUACUACUUUGGAUCUGGCACCACCCACCAAGAAAUUGAUGAUGUGGAAAGAAACAGGGGGAGUGGAAAAACUCUUCUCCUUACCUGCUCAGCCUUUAUGGAAUAACAGACUACUGAAGCUCUUUACACGCUGUCUUACACCACUAGUACCAGAAGAUCUUAGAAAAAGGAGGAAAGGAGGAGAGGCUGAUAAUUUGGAUGAAUUCCUCAAAGAAUUUGAAAAUCCAGAGGUUCCCAGAGAGGACCAGCAGCAGCAGCACCAGCAGCGUGAUGUUAUCGAUGAGCCCAUUUUGGAAGAACCAAGCCGCCUCCAGGAGUCCGUGAUGGAGACCAGCAGGACAAACUUGGAUGACUCAGCCAUGCCCCCACCGCCUCCCCAGGGAGUGAAGCGAAAAGCAGGACAAAUUGACCCAGAGCCUGUGAUCCCUCCCCAGCAGGUAGAGCAGGUGGAAAUCCCCCCUGUAGAGCUGCCCCCAGAAGAGCCUCCAAAUAUCUGUCAGUUAAUUCCAGAGUUAGAACUUCUACCAGAGAAAGAGAAGGAGAAAGAGAAGGAGAAGGAAGAUGAUGAGGAGGAGGAGGAUGAAGAUGCUUCUGGAGGUGAUCAGGAUCAAGAAGAAAGAAGAUGGAAUAAAAGGACUCAGCAGAUGCUUCAUGGUCUUCAGCGAGCUCUUGCUAAAACUGGAGCUGAAUCUAUCAGUUUGCUUGAGUUAUGUCGAAACACAAACAGAAAGCAAGCUGCAGCAAAAUUCUACAGUUUUUUGGUUCUUAAAAAGCAACAAGCUAUCGAGCUGACACAGGAAGAACCAUACAGUGACAUCAUUGCAACACCUGGACCAAGGUUCCACAUUAUUUGA